UAAUGUAAAAAGGGAAGGUCAGAGGGAAUGGAGAAGAAACAUGUGCCAGGAUUGCUACACCUCUCGCUCCCUUUUUUCUUUUCUUUCACAUAGCUGUGGUAGCAGAUUGUUUUCUUUCUAUCGCUUUUUUCCCCCCUUUUUUCUCCUCUUACGCCCCCCCCCACCUCUUCCUCUCUCUCCCUGCGUCUCGCUGUGACUUCCAACAAAAGGCUGACGGAGCGAGCCUGACGUCUGAAUGAAUAGCCCGAACCUGCUGUAAAAGAGGGAGAAAAAGGAGGAGAGAGACGUAGCCGACCGAGCGGAGGCUGGAGAGAAACGGAUACGAGUGAUCCAGCUGAAAAAGGGGAGGAAAAAAAAAAGACAAGUGUCGAUCGCCGACCGGAGGGAGAAAAAAAGAAGAGAGAUCCUUUUAAUUUUCCUCCUCCUCUCUGGAGAUUAAAAGAGUUUAAGGAUCCGUUUUUGACCGUACGAGCAGAGAGCGGGGAGAGUGGCCAUCGUCUCUCUUCUCCGUCCCUCCCCCUCGCCCGCUGCCCUCUUGUGCCACCAUCCAUUUUUCUUCUCCCCCCCCACCACCACCAAGAGUACCAGUCAUCUGAGAAAUGGAACUUCUUGGGGUGAGGUGACGAAGGAGGACAGAUUUGGAAACAAGCAGCGGGGGAGCGAGACAAGCGACAGAGGACAGAAGGAGGCUGGAGCAGGAGGAGGCAAAAGGAGGCAGAGAGGAGAAUAACCCCAGGGCACAGUGUGUGAGAACACACCAACGCCCAAAUCUGCUUUCUGUCCGUCACCUCUAAAUUCUCUUCUGCCAUGUGCAUUACCUGAUUUCAAGAAUGUGGAGACAGCAUUUCCCAGGUAUCCGGCCCCAGAUUAUGAAUGGGCCUAUGCACCCGCGCCCCCUGGUGGCGCUGCUGGAUGGGCGCGACUGCACCGUGGAGAUGCCCAUCCUCAAAGACCUGGCCACCGUGGCUUUCUGUGACGCCCAGUCCACGCAGGAGAUACAUGAAAAGGUGCUGAACGAGGCCGUGGGGGCCAUGAUGUACCACACCAUCACCCUGACCAGAGAGGACCUGGAGAAGUUCAAGGCACUGCGCAUCAUCAUACGCAUCGGCAGCGGCUACGACAACAUCGACAUCAAGGCUGCCGGGGAGCUCGGCAUCGCAGUGUGUAACAUUCCUUCAGCGGCUGUAGAAGAAACGGCAGACUCAACGCUUUGUCACAUCCUUAACUUGUACCGGCGAAACACCUGGUUGUACCAGGCUCUCCGGGAGGGCACGCGGGUCCAGAGUGUGGAGCAGAUCCGGGAGGUGGCGUCGGGGGCGGCCAGGAUCCGGGGCGAGACACUCGGUCUCAUCGGAUUUGGGCGCACAGGCCAGGCGGUGGCCAUGCGGGCCAAGGCGUUUGGCUUCAACGUCAUCUUCUACGACCCUUACCUGCAGGAUGGCUUGGAGCGCUCACUCGGAGUCCAGCGGGUCUACACGCUGCAGGAUCUGCUGUACCAGAGCGACUGCGUGUCCCUGCACUGCAACCUGAAUGAACACAACCACCACCUCAUCAACGACUUCACCAUCAAACAGAUGCGCCAAGGGGCUUUCCUGGUCAACACGGCACGGGGAGGGCUUGUGGAUGAGAAAGCUCUGGCUCAGGCCCUCAAAGAAGGCAGGAUACGCGGCGCUGCAAUGGACGUCCAUGAGUCUGAGCCUUUCAGUUUUUCCCAGGGCCCUCUCAAAGACGCCCCCAACUUGAUCUGCACACCCCACACCGCCUGGUACAGUGAGCAGGCGUCGCUGGAGAUGAGAGAGGCCGCUGCCACGGAAAUCCGCAGAGCAAUCACCGGUCGUAUUCCCGACAGCCUGCGAAACUGCGUCAAUAAAGAGUUCUUCGUGACCACGGCGCCAUGGGGGAUGAUGGAGCAGCAGCCCCAGGUUCACCCAGAGAUCAACGGCGCUGCCUACAGAUUUCCUCCUGGAGUUAUGGGCGUCGCACCCGGCGGGAUAAUCGGACCUAUGGAGGGAUUGGUGCCUGGGGGCCUGCCCAUCGCCCACACGCUCCCCCCGGGCACCCAUCCGUCACAGGCUGCCUCCCCGCAUCAACCCUCCAAACACGGCGACCCCAUGAGAGAGCACAUGACUGAGCCGUAGUAGGACCGCCGCCGGAGCAGACGAGGGUCACGAAACCAGUGUAAAAACCAAGGAUCCGACCGAGUCAACCCAUCCAAACAUAAGCUUGACUUCAGCCAUCUGGACCUACCAGCAAACUGCCUGUGGGGCAAUGUGUUACGCACUCUUGUUUUUUUUGUAUGAAACCACUAAACCCACAUGAGGACAGUGGACGACGGUGCACGCCUGAGCUGCCACACUAAGAUGGGACUGAGCGACUGUCAAACUCCUGCGCAGAAGAUCCAAAAUCUCUCCCCGUUUCAGAUUUGAUUUUGUCUCCCGAUUGGGGAAAAAAAGUGACAUUUUUCUUUAUAUUGUUACCAUUCCGUCCAUAUUAUGGAGGUUUCUUCUGACUUCUGGGAUGUGUUACCAGGAACUAAAGGCAGAACAGAAUCCAGAUCCCCGUCCUCCCUGGACCGUGUCAAGCCUAAUUUUCCCUUUAGUUUUUUCUUUUUUCUCCACAUUUCUGCUCAAAUACAUGUUUUUGUUUUACUCCAUUCUGUAUGAUUAGUUUUCUGUGCUUUUGUUGAAAAUCGGUAUCUGUUUUUUCUGUUAUUCAGUCUGUGAAAAACUCGAGGGUUUACAGUCAUGUUUUAGCAGACGGGAAAGAUCAGGAGUUUCCUCGAUCUAAACUCUAAUUUUACCUGCCUCAGUUUGUGAAGGGUUGUGCCCCCAGAAUGUAAAGAAAAGUUAGGAGAAAGCAGAUGUGGGAUAACAUUUGGAUUUGUGAGGUAGGAACGACCCUUUUAAACCAAAAAGAAAAAAAAAAGAAACACAAUCGGGAAAUAGCAUUAAAUUGAGAUGUAAUCUUUCAACGUACCUUGGAUGUUUGCUUGUUAUGAACACAAUAUUGUAUGUUGGCAUCCAAAGGACCUGAUUUGCAUGGCAGCAACACACUUGCGAGAUAUGAAUGCGUCGGGCUGAGGAGGGGGAAUCGAAACGGGAAAUGUCUUAACUCAGGAAAAAACAAAAACAUCAAAUCUGAACAGAACAAGAUGAAACUCUGGAUUACUGCUUUUCUUUCUCCAUUGUGGUAUUUUUUUUUUUUUUAUAAAUCAAAUGUACUUUUUUUUUUCUUUUUUGAUGUUGGAAGGUUUUCACUCCUGUUAGAUUUGUAUUGCCUUGUUAAAUGUUCAUAUAAAUGUAGCCUGAUGUGGCCGACCUCGCCCUCGCUCGCUCCCUCUCAUAGUUCCUCCUUUGUUUUCCCUGCUGUGAUGAGAGCCAGAUGGGGUUCCCGGAGGCUCUGUGAACAAGCAGCGGCCACAUCCAUCCAUCCAUCCAUCCAUCCAUCCAUCCAUCCAUCCAUCCAUCCAUCCAUCCAUCCAUCCGUCUAUCCAUCUAUCCAUCUAUCCAUCUAUCUAUCCAUCCCCUCAACACCAGGACUUUAGCAAGACGUGGCUGCUAGCAGAUUGUUUGGUUUUUAGUGUGAGUAUUUGUAUUUGUUUCUUGUAUAAGGUGAACAUAUAGCAUACAGUGCAGCUGGAACCAAUAAAUAAAACUUACUGUUCUGAUUUA
This is a messenger RNA of Xiphophorus maculatus (southern platyfish), 3671 nucleotides long. RefSeq names its product C-terminal-binding protein 2-like (gene ctbp2a). Gene Ontology annotation, molecular function: oxidoreductase activity, acting on the CH-OH group of donors, NAD or NADP as acceptor; NAD binding; transcription corepressor activity. Lineage: Eukaryota; Metazoa; Chordata; Actinopteri; Cyprinodontiformes; Poeciliidae. The coding region runs from base 831 to 2138 and encodes 435 amino acids. The record is from RefSeq and is a predicted model, not a curated record. The transcript has 9 exons.